Amoebophrya sp. A120 is the source of this 3307-nucleotide messenger RNA. The record is from the annotation of a GenBank genome assembly. Lineage: Eukaryota; Dinophyceae; Syndiniales; Amoebophryaceae.
GUGCAGUCAGAUGGUUUGUUGGGCAUGGCUAUCAGCUGUUGAACUUAUAGAAAGAGUUUUUAGUAUGCUCAUCGCGCCUUUUUAAUGUUUUUGAAGCAAUGAAUUGAGUCGGACAACUACCAAUAUACUUAGAAACACAAAAGAUGGCAGGUGCUGGGAGCGAAACGGAAUUGAAAAAGACAGCAUCGGAGGACUUCACUCCGGAUAUUGAACAAGCUCUACGAACUGGAACUAUGGAUUCCAGUGUAGAAGUUCUUCCGGCAGCCAAGCGGCGGAAGCUUGUUACAACUACCGAGGAUUGUUCAUCCUUUUCGGGCGAAAAUGGUCGAAAGAAGCCGUCGUGUAGCAAGACAGUCGGGACGAGGCCAAAUGAAAGUGCCGCCACGAAGUCGAAUGCUAUAAGUUCAACCGGUACUGGAACUGGUACCGCGCAAGUGGCUGCUGCGACGAGGAGUGCUAGUAAGAACAGUACGGUUCUUCAAGUCCAUCAACAUCGUCCACGCCGGAAAACAAGAAGAAAAGCGGGCGGCCGCAACGGCAGGGUUAGCAUCCGCGGAAAAGAGAAAGCGUAUGUGGUGUCGAAAAUAUCAAAGCCUACAGCUGCUUCAGCAGCUUGUCGUGAUGCAAAGAGCACCUACGAAGGAUUUGGAUGUGCAGCUGAUCAAGACCAAGAAACCUACCUCACGGACGAAAAGUAUUGGGAGAUCCAAUUGGAAAAGGAAAAAAUCGGCAAAAAUUUCACGGAGUACUACCAUUUGCACCAGAAACUCUUCGCCCACGACGGGACGGAGUGGCAGAAAUUUUUCAAAUUUCUCCACCAGCCGAUCUGCGUUUCCUUCCGGUUUUCGUCUUUGGAAUCGAAGAAAGCCGAGGUGGGCAAGGCGUUGCUGGAGGUCAAGAAACACUUUCUCGAACCAUCGUACAUUACAGCGACCGGACGCACGGUGCCAAAACCGGUGAAGUUCCGCUUCGGGUUGGAAGAGCGACGACGAGAACUAGUACAUCGAGGUAAACAUCAACCUAAUACAGCAGCUCCCAGAACUUCUAAAGGUUCAACAUCUGACGCCGCGGCGGCAAAGGCAAUAACAGCUACAGUGCCAACUAAGCAGCUCGUCGCGUUCCAGAUGUGUUACGAUGCGAAGACGAUGCAGAAGUUUUUCCCCGAGAUCCAAAAGUGGUUGGUGGAGAAGCACAGAAAUAAGGUUCUCGAGCGCCAGGAGAUCGUCUCGAUGUUCCCGGUGUUUUUGUUGAACGUCCAGAAAUCGCACCGGGUGCUGGACCUCUGCGCCAGCCCGGGGUCGAAAACCAGCCAGGCGUUGGAACGGAUCUUGGAUGUUAGUACAACUACAACAUCAGCGACUCCUGAUUCAUUGGUUUCUUGCCCGACUACUGGUCAGCAACGUCAUGGUCCUCAAAAGACUAACUCAGGCUUCCUCUUCGCCAACGAGUUUGACCAGAAGCGGGCGGGCACCCUGGCGAAGCGGGUGCAAUUCGGCGCGAAGAAUGUGGUUGUAACGAACCACCGAGCGCAGAUUUUCCCCGAAUUUUUUGGGAAAACGAGUUUGUUGAAAUUCGAUCGGAUCAUUGCAGAUGUGCCCUGUAGCGGGGACGGGACCAUGCGGAAAUACGAGGAGAAAUGGAGAUCCUGGAACCCUUUUCUCGGACAGCAAUUACACUCGCUCCAGGUGCAGAUUUUACUCAGGGGGUUGAAGUUGCUGGCGAGUGAUACUACUGGUCUUCUCUGUUACUCCACGUGCUCGCUGAAUCCGCUAGAAAACGAGGCCGUAGUGCAGGCAGUGCUGCGGAAAAUACCGAAAGGGUGUGUAGAGGUCGUCGACGUGCACGACAGUGCGAAAUCCGGCAUUGUCGCACCCUGUCGUAUGCACAGAGGUCUGGAAGAUUGGACGGUUGUCGCGGAAAGAGAGAAAAUAAUUCUGCCAGCAGACGGAGGUGGAAAACCAAAAAAGGCAAAUGCAAAUGGAACAUCAAAUGGCAGAAGCUCAACAGUAGACGCCCCCACCUCCUACACGGUCCUUUCCUCUUACCAGGAGUCCCAGAAGCUGCUCGGGAAGGAGGACAGAAAGAAGUAUCAAAUGCAAAAAUGUCUGGGUCUGGAAGAGUCCAAGAUUUGUGAUGCAGGUUUUCCAUGACCCAUGAGGUCUGGAAUGCGAGACCCAGCAUGACAGAUUCUUUGAGGUCUCUAUCAUGCAUUUCCUGCAUGAGAAACUCCCUCUCGACUUGGUCAAAAGCGGACAGCUUUUGCUACUUACGCAACACAGAUUUUUGCAUCAUUGAGAUUUAGCAUGACAGGUUCUAAUCUUCCAGACCCAGACAUUUUUGCAUUUGAUAAGAAGUACCGAGAGACGAUGUGGCCGGUAAGUACAACUUCUAAAAGCAUCGCAGGAGUAGAUCAUGAAGGUAAAAAUAACGAAGUAGAAGACCACCGCUGGAUCAAAAAGGAGCUCCGAAAAUGCGCCCGCCUGAUGCCGCAUUACAGCAAUACGGGUGCCUUUUUCUGCUGCUUAUUUCGGAAAAAGAAGGAGUUUUGGGACGAGAAAAAGGAAACGCAAGCAGAUCAAACCGCUGUUCCGGAGGACGAGUGUGAUGCUGGUUCUGUAAGCUCCAGAAGGAAGCUUUCGCCCACCUUUGUUGCCGCCGAGGUUGAUGAAAAGAGUUCUUCUCCGAUCGAGGAUGCUCGAAGUGAAAUCACUUUCACUGGGGAAAAAAUAAAGGCAGGCGCAGAAGCGACACCAGACCACAGUGAAGAUGUUUUGGCAAAAAAAGUCAUCUUCAUCGGUGGACAACAAGCAGGACAUAAGAACGAGGAAACGAAGAAAGGAAAAGACACGUUUAAAGUGAACAGGCGGCUCUACGAUAUCCUAUCGCAGCCACACCCGUUCAAAGUUGUAUUUGCCGGGGAGAGGCAGUAAGUAGCAUGGAAUUAGUUUAGUUUCAGUUCUUUGAUCUUGUGCCGAAGGCGUGAAGACGAGAUGAAGAUGGGUCACGAUGCAUAGACUCGUACUUCUUCUUGCACCUCAACCGGGAAUAACUCGUUUUCAUGACGUGAGUACAAUUAGCGAAACAUAUAGCGACACACAGACACAGCCACAGGCAAGCGAUGAUGUAGUUUCAGCGACGAAUUAUCUCGACAUUGAUGAAAAUCCGUCAACAUAAUUCAACAUGGGUCGAGGACGUAUUUUGUUCCAUGUUGAUAAUUCACCAUGCAGCCCGCGGGUCGUGUGUUUCGUCUGAAGAGACCCGGCCUACGUGGUGCCACGUGAAUCCUUUCCGCGAAGUGUUCCGCAAG